Molecule: messenger RNA, 2327 nt
Organism: Anthonomus grandis grandis
Lineage: Eukaryota; Metazoa; Arthropoda; Insecta; Coleoptera; Curculionidae
Gene: bgm
Product: very long-chain-fatty-acid--CoA ligase bubblegum
Exons: 10
Coding region: 285-2246 (653 amino acids)
Cellular component (GO): membrane; endoplasmic reticulum
Molecular function (GO): long-chain fatty acid-CoA ligase activity
Source: RefSeq, a predicted model, not a curated record
CCUUUGCGAUUCGGGUGUCGCUGGUAGUCUGCGCGUUCUCCACGUAAAAAUACACAUUUUCGCACAAUAAAAAAAAAAAAACCACAAAAGAAAAAUCGUAUAUUUCAGUUCGGACGGGGUUUUAGUUGAAAGUGAUAACUGUAAUAAUAGACGAAACUAAAUUUAAACAGGCGUCGAUUUUAAAAUGUUGCUGUGGUUGACCGGCAUUUUUAUAGGUUAAAUUUGUUUAUAACUGUUAAAAGUUUUAACUGCUUCGCUCUUGUGUUGGAAACGAACUCUUCGAAAUGGCUGGGCCAGAAAUGAUAAAACCAUCAGAUAGCGAGUUAACCACAAGCCUCUCAGGAUCCGUAAGGCUACGAGUGCCUGAAAGUGGGAAAGCAAUUGAAACCCUUCAGCCCAUAUCAGUACCCGGAUAUGUAAAAAGGGCCGCCGAAACAUUCCCCGAUACAAUUGCGAUAUCAUGGAAAGAGGGAAACACUUGGAAGAGCUUCACUUAUAGUCAAUAUUUAACGGAAAUCCGAACCAUUGCCAAAGCAUUUAUCCAACUGGGUCUAGAAGAAAGGCAUUCCGUAUGCAUACUGGGUUUCAACAGUAAAGAAUGGUUCCUAUCAGAUUUGGGGGCAAUAUUUGCUGGUGGGAUAGCAGUAGGGAUAUAUACAACGAAUUCACCUGAGGCAUGUCAAUAUAGUGCAGAAAUCAGUAGAGCCAACAUAAUCGUAGUCGAAGAUGAGCAACAAUUAGAAAAAAUACAACAAAUCCGAGCCAAUCUACCUUUACUUAAGGCAGUAGUACAAUAUUCUGGAGAACUUAAGCAGAAUGAUGUUAUAAGUUGGAAGCAAUUAGUAGAAAUAGGCAUGAGUGCACCGGAUGCACUCGUAGACGAAAGACUGAGGAACAUUGCAAUAAACGAAUGUUGUACUUUAGUUUUUACUUCAGGAACCAUUGGAAACCCCAAGGCAGUAAUGUUAAGUCACGAUAAUUUAACCUUUGAUGCAACCGCUAUAAUGGAACGACUUAGGUUAGCCAGAGGAUGCGAGAAACUAAUCAGCUAUCUUCCUUUAAGUCAUGUGGCUGCUCAAGUUGUCGAUAUUUACUUAUCCAUGUCAGCAGGAGCUUCUGUAUAUUUUGCUGACAAAAAUGCUCUUAAAGGUUCUUUGGUUGACACCCUACAGGAGGUCAAACCUACCAAAUUUCUAGGGGUUCCAAGGGUUUACGAAAAAAUCUACGAAAGGAUGCAACAGAUUGCUGCUCAAAAUGGAUUUAUUAAAAAAGCUAUUGCUUCUUGGGCAAAAGAAUACACUUUGCAACACCACUUAAAUAUCAUCAAUGGAAUUCACUCUAAAUCUUGGGCGUAUACACUCGCAAAGAAUAUAAUCUUCAGCAAAAUCAAAGCUGCCCUGGGUUUCCAAGAAUGCACGUUCUUCUGCUCUGCGGCUGCGCCGUUGGCUACUGACAUUAAAAAGUACUUUAUGAGCAUCGAUAUUCCGGUUAUGGAAUGUUUUGGGAUGUCUGAGGCUAGUGGUGGGCACACGCUCGCUGUGGAAUCUGCCAAUAAUUUAAGUAGCAUUGGUAUGACAAUACCAGGGCUAAAAACGAAAAUUCAUAACCCAGAACCAGACGGUCAAGGUGAACUAUGCAUGUAUGGAAGACACGUGUUUAUGGGUUACGUUGAUGAAUUGGAGAAGACUAAGGAAGCUGUGGAUGAUGAUGGAUGGCUCCACACUGGAGACCUUGGACGGGUGGAUGAAAAAGGUUUUGUGUACAUUACUGGAAGACUUAAAGAGUUACUUAUCACUGCUGGAGGAGAAAACGUCCCACCGGUACCAAUCGAACAAAAUAUUUUAGUAGAACUCCCCCACAUCAGCAACGCAUUCCUCGUAGGUGAUAAAAGGAAAUUCCUCUCUCUUUUGGUAACCCUUAAGAGCGAAGUUGAUCCAAAAGAUGGAACACCUUUGGACACACUACUCUCUGCCACGCAACAAUGGCUUAAAUCUCUUGGCUGUCCUGCGACUACCGUCUCGGAAGUACUUAAGGCCGGACCUGAUCCGAAACUAAUGGCUGCUAUUCAAGAGGGCAUAAGUCGGGCUAAUCAGAAGGCCACCUCAAGAGCGCAGCGUGUACAAAAGGUCUCGAUUUUACCGAUGGACUUCUCUGUGCCCACUGGCGAAUUAGGUCCUACCAUGAAAGUGAAACGGAGAAUCGUCGAGCAGAAAUACGCAGAUAUCAUCGAGAAAAUGUACAAUUAAUUAUCUACUUAAUGAAUAUAUGUUGUUACUUUAUGUUUUUUACCAUUUAAAAAAAUAAAACGCAGGGUUAUUUAAAUAAAA